Molecule: messenger RNA, 1992 nt
Organism: Octodon degus (degu)
Lineage: Eukaryota; Metazoa; Chordata; Mammalia; Rodentia; Octodontidae
Gene: Ggt6
Product: gamma-glutamyltransferase 6
Exons: 4
Coding region: 45-1547 (500 amino acids)
Cellular component (GO): extracellular exosome
Source: RefSeq, a predicted model, not a curated record
CAGGAAGGCUGGCAAGAGGAGGGCUGGAGCUGCCACAGGGGGCCAUGGAGGCUGCAGGAGAGCUUGUGCUCUACCAGAAGCUGAAGUUCUGGGAGCCAAGAAUGGAGUGGGAAGAAGAGGAAGAAGAAGGCAAAGAAGAGACCUUAGAGCCACUGAUCAUCUAUGCCAGCAGGCCUCAAGUCAGCCCUUGGAACAAGGCUGGCGGGCUGCCCGGAGCCUGGGCCCGACUGGUGGCAGCCCUGCUGCUGCUGGCCAUGGGGUGCUCCCUGGCUGUGAGACAGUUCCAAGGCAAGAGCAGCUCAGCAGGAAGCUUGGGCUCUGGGGCCCCUCCAGCCAGCAGACACUCCCAUCACGCUGGCGAGUACCACCAUGGUGCCAUCAUCAGCCCGGCAGUCACUUGCUCCCACCUGGGUCAACAGCUGCUUGUCGAUGGGGGCAACAUCGUGGACGCCGGAGUUGCAGCUGCCUUGUGCCUGGUUGUAGUGCAUCCUCAUGCCACAGGACUAGGUGCCAUGUUCUGGGGCCUUUUCUAUAACAGCUCCUCAGGAAACUCAACUGCCCUGACCCCAGGAGCAGCCCAGCCACUGGCACCUGGACUGGGGCUGCCCACUGCUCUGCCCGCCCUGCGUUUGCUUCAUGCCCACUUUGGCCACCUGCCCUGGCCACGCCUGCUCAUGGAUCCUGCCAUGCUGGCUCAGGAGGGCUUCAUUGUGGACGCAGCCCUGGCAAAGGCUCUGGCAGCCCAGGGCACAAAGGGUCUCUGCCCAUUAUUCUGCCAUGCUGAUGGGACACUCCUGGGCCUUGGGGCCCAAGCCUCCAACCCAAAACUAGCAGCUGUGCUGCACAGGGCAGCUCUUGCCUCCACUCCAGACCUUGCUGGGGAUGCCCUCCUGAGUCUGCUGGCCAGAGACCUGGGGCUGAAAGAACCUACAGCUGGGCCCACACCCACCUUGGAGCCAGCACUGCAGCUUGCCACGCCCAAGGGCAUCCUGUUCACUACGCCUGCACCUUCAGCGGGCCCAGAGCUCCUGGCACUGUUGAAGGCAGCCCCACACCCCAGCAAGCCCAGCCCCAGCCCCUGCCCACAGCUCUCACAAACUGCUGGGUCCCCUGUGAGCAGCAUCUUGGCAACCGUGGACAGCAGCGGCUCUGUGCUCCUCCUCACCUCCUCGCUCAACAGCUCCUUUGGCUCUGGACAACUGUCCCCAAGCACUGGUGUUCUGCUCAGCAACCUGGUAUCCAGGUCUGCAACAAGUCCCUGGGCCAGCCCCCUCAUUCUCCGUGGCAGUCUGGAUGACCCAGAGACUGAUGUGCUAGGACUGGUGGCAUCAGGGAUCCCCAAGGCAUCCACGGCCGUAGCUCAUGCCUUGCUCAGCCAUCUGGCAGGACCCAAAACACAGACCCAUCAUCGGCACCAGGACCAACAAAGACCAACAGAGAAACCCAGCAUUUGUGACCAGGGGACCCUACUCCAAGUGGCAGCCUAUGCAGAACAUGCCCAUGUCUCCAGUGUCCCGAGUGGCUGCUGCCCCUUCCAGGGCUUCUAACGGCAGGGCAGGGGUCUAGCACAAUCAGAGCUGUCUCAAGCCAGAGCAGACCCAGCAGCAGCAGAGUGUAUAAAGAGGGUACAACUGCUGCAUACUUGUGGCUGGCCCAGUCCCAGCUUCUGGCCAGGUCAAUUACCCGUCUUUGCAGGAACAAGGGCUGAACCAAGGACCUGGGCUUAAAUUCCCUGCCUCCCAGGCUAGCUCAGUCAUUCCUCACAACAUCUCCACCUGGUGGGAUUCCUGGCCCUUCUAUCAGCUAAGGAACUUGAAGGUAAUAAAGAGCAAUUGGGCCUGGGGCUGGUUCUGACCAACUCCAGGAAGGACUGGUGGAAGAACAUUCUAAGAGACAGAGUGGGCAGUGCCCGGGUUACCGCUGGCCUCUCCAUCUUCCUUUCUAGGCCAUUCUUUGCCAAUCUCCCUCAACAGGGAACAAAUAAAAUGCAAG